This is a messenger RNA of Helianthus annuus (common sunflower), 1480 nucleotides long. RefSeq lists its product as uncharacterized. NCBI's taxonomy places the organism in Eukaryota, Viridiplantae, Streptophyta, Magnoliopsida, Asterales, Asteraceae. Gene Ontology annotation, molecular function: zinc ion binding; ubiquitin-protein transferase activity. The record is from RefSeq and is a predicted model, not a curated record. The coding region runs from base 263 to 1156 and encodes 297 amino acids. The transcript has 8 exons. Gene Ontology annotation, biological process: protein ubiquitination. Gene Ontology annotation, cellular component: membrane.
AUGACAGAAAGAAAUAGUUGAUAAAUAAAAAAAUCCCUAACGUCUCUAAACGCGUUAAAUUCGGAAAACAAUAUUUCUCCCCUAAAUUCUUUCACCAAUUUUUUCCUACAAAAUCAACGCGGUUUUCAGCAAAUCGGACAGACAGUGUUAAUCGAGAGAAGAACAACAACAAACAAUCACCUCUCGAUUUCACCAUCUCAUUCUCCGCCAUCCUCUCACAUUAUUCUCCCACUCCUUCCUCAGGCUUUGGAUUAUAGUAUAAAUGGGUGAUCACUUGAUUCUUGAUUUGAAUCGCUUGGUGAAGCCUGUGGGCGGGGAAACCAUAAAAACGACAGAGGAGAUGGCGGGCCCCUCAUUAGCUCGUGCAGUUGAUGAAAGUGGGCCCACAGAUGACGAGGAACAAGCACCUUUAUUAGCAACAGCGGAAUGUCGUAUUUGUCAAGAGGAAGAUUCAGUUGAUACUUUAGAGACUCCGUGUGCUUGCAACGGCAGUCUUAAGUAUGCUCACAGGAAGUGUGUCCAACAUUGGUGCAACGAAAAGGGUGACAUCACUUGUGAAAUAUGCCACCAACCUUACCAACCUGGCUAUAUUGCUCCCCCUCCCCGACCUCGUUUGGAAGAGACUACUAUCGAUAUCGGGGGAGGGUGGCAAAUCUCAGGGACACCUAUGGAUUUGAAUGACCCGCGUCUCUUGGCAAUUGCUGAAGCUGAACGCCAUUUUCUUGAAGCCGAAUAUGAAGAUUAUAGUGCAUCAAAUGCCAGUGGAGCCGCAUUUUGCCGUUCUGCUGUUUUAAUUUUAAUGGCACUUCUGUUACUACGGCAUGCGGUAACUAUGCCAGAAUCUGAAGGAGACGGAGAUGGAGAUGAAGAUGCAUCUACUUUCUUGACGCUUUUCUUGCUUCGGGUUGCCGGGUUUCUUUUGCCGUGCUACAUUAUGGCAUGGGCCAUCAGCAUCUUGCAACGUCGAAGGCAAAGACAGGAGGCUGCAGCAUUGGCGGCAUCACAGAUUGCGUUUGUAUUGCAAGCGGGUCAAAGGCGGGGCCUACAUUUUGCGAUAGCUUCUGCGGGGCCACCACCAGCACUGGCAUCAGCACAAGCACCAGCAGCAGCAGCAGCUGCAACUCCCGUCGUGACUCCACAGGAAGACAAUGUUUAAUCUAAUUACCGAAAAGACACAAAAGGAUAGGGGAGAUGGGCUCAAGAAAUAACACCUUAGUGUUGCAACUUUUCUGUUUUUCUAAGUUCAUUUUUUUAUAUUUUAAAGAAUUCUUGUUUAGUAAUGGGUACAAAACUGUGUUAAUCAUGAAUGAGAUAGUUUUAGACAUGAAUCCUUUUUCAUAUUUUGAAGGUGUUAAGUUUGUUAGGAUGCACAAGAUACAAUGAGAGCAGGAAUGAGUGAAGUAAGUGAAUAAGUGGAGGAAACGGUUACAUAUCCGUCUUAUGUAUCACAUUUAAAAAAAACAAGUUCUUGUGUGGUAUA